AUGAUAAAUAGAUUACCAGAUGAUGUUGCUCAGGCAAUAAGAUCAACAUUGUCAAUUGUAUCUUAUGAACAGGCGUUGGAAGAGGUGGUGUAUAAUGCAAUAGAUGCAUGUUCACAUACUAUAUUUGUAAAUGUCAACUUGACACAAUGGUCAUUCGACGUAAAGGACGACGGCAAUGCAAUAGUAUAUGAAGAUCUAAAGUUGAUUGGCAGCCGCAACUGCACGUCCAAGCUCAACAGUACCGAAGACCUGGCACAUCUAGCCACGUUUGGAUUCCGCGGCGAAUCGUUGGCAUCGAUAGGCCUGAUCUCUGCACUGGAGAUCGUCACAACACCACGCGAGACCAAUCAAACAUGCAGCAAGCUGAUACGCUUUGGCAACGAGGAGGAGGUCAAGCAACUCGAUUCACUCAAGGACUAUGGCACGCUGGUCAAGGUCCGAGACCUGUUCCGCUUCGUACCCGUUCGACGCCAGAGCAUCAACUUCUCCACGCUCAGACAAUCUGUACGCAAGCGCAUGGAGAUCAUCGCACUGUCACAUCCACACAUCAGCAUCACACUGUUUGAGGAGUCCAAGGGUCCACUCAUAACGCCAUCAAUGAUGCCACACGAACGCAACAGCUUCCUCUCACUGUUCUCUAAGUUCUACGGUCCUGACAAAGCAGACAUGAUGGAGCUCGUCGAAACAGAUGGCCGCACAUCAGAUUUCAAGAUCAAAGGAUACUGCUCAAUCCCCACAAAGAAAGGUCAUCCCAAUCAAUCACUCCAAUUUGUUUUCAUCAAUCAAAGGGUAGUACUCGCGACAAAGAUACAUCGACAGAUCAACCAGUUGUACAAGGACUUUAGGAUGUUCAAUGGACAAAAGAUGGCACAGAUGAAUGGUGGAAAGAUUAGACGAGAGGUCAUUGAUGUAUAUCCAUUGUUUGUAUUGUUCAUCGAGUGCCCAUUCACAGAGUACGAGCGAUCAUAUGAUCCAUCUGGAAGGACAUUCCUCGAGUUCAAGAAUUGGAACAUCCCCACAGACCUGAUCCGCUCGGCACUCACACGCUUCUUGACAAAGAACCGUGUCGACACUGUAUCGCACAACACCUCAAACGAAGAGCUGUUGGACAAACAAUCAAUGUUGUUGGAGAACAGUGACAAUGACCACGAUCAUGAUGGUGAUCGUGAUGGUCAUGCGUUGUCUGAUAGCGAGGGAGUGUCACAUGAUCACAUGGGAGGUGGAUUCGACAUGGACGUAGAUGACAAUGUUGGCAACCUUUCAGGGUCCACACAUCAUAGUGACGAUGAAGAUGAGGCAAUGCCAUUGGAGCCAGUGCCUCUAUCUCAACUCUCUCAAGCAUCUGACAUCAGACCACUAUCCAUUCUCUCCACUCACUCUGUUCUGGUCAAGCAUCAACCUCAGGCAAAUAUUGUCGCCAACAGCACUCCAUCAUCAUCGACUGGUGCUGAUGGCAACAUCAACAAUAUGAGUGAUGAUGGAGACGCAAUGGACUCACAACAUUCACACUCAAUCAUUGAUAGUGGUAGUGUCGGUAGCGUACCGCCAAGUCCAGCCACACCCAACUCACAUCUGAAACAGCAGCAUCAACAUCAGUCCAGCCAAGAGGAUAUCAAGGUCAAAGACGAGCCAGUGUAUGAUAUUGGACCAAGACUAUACUCAGAGGUUGAGGAGUUGGAGGAGUGCACGACUGAGACACUGGUGAAUGAGGUGAUUGAUGUCGAUUCACUUGACAUCAAAACAAUCACAACGGUGAUCAAGACAAUGACAAACAAAAAGGUGGUGUCAAAGCCUCUCGACCUAACUCUCACGCCACCACCCGCACCCCUCACACAAGUCAAGAUGGAGAUGGAUAGCAGUGUAGACGAAUCUCACAAUCAUAGCGGCGGUGGCCUCAACAGCACUCCCUCACCAAAGUCAAAAUCACCAAAGAGGUCGCACAUUGAUAGUGACAUCCUGUUCAAUGACUCCCCGCCCCACUCUCCGCCAAUGUUCUCUACGUCCGAUCGCAGUCCAUCACCUGCACCGGACUCUGGUGGAGACCCUGGAUGGCCAUCAAUCAACACAGGAUGGCCAUCGACAGAUCCAUCGUGGUCGUUUGGUGGUAUGUCACCAAUCACUCAGAGGUCACCAGGUGGUGCAGGUGGUCUCCUUCUCAAGAAGACAAGUCCAUCACCCAACAAGAAGCAAAGAUCCAAGUACUUUGACAAUGGUCCAACAACCACUACCUCACCACACUUUGAUGUUGUUGGCGGUGGUGGCGCGUCAUCCAAGUUCUUUAAAAGUCCAAGCCAAUCAACUCCUCCUCCACCUGCAUCAACUCAACCAGCUCUGAAACAACAAUCAAUCACAUCUAUCCUUGCAACAACAUACCCUUCGACUCCAUCCACACCAACAACACCCACAGCAUCAACAAUUCCAACAACACCAACUACUCCAAUAUCACCAACAGUCAAAAUCCAAGACCAAUACCAGCCAAAGGUCGCAGACAAUGACAACACAGCUACAUCCACAGCCUCUCCAAUUGGUGUUUCCAAACACGCCAAGUCACCAAAGAGCCUAAGAUUCGCCUCGAUUGAGAAAGUUAGACCAUUCAAUCGCGACGACAUUGCUAUCAAGAGCGAGUUGGUCAAAAGUGAGGAUCAGAAGAUGUCACCAUUCGUCCCAAAUUCGAGCGAGAACCCAAUUGCACUGGAUGGUGAAGAGGACAUCAUUGAUUUGGAAUGGGUGCCAGACCAAGAGUUUGAGGAGCACGACUCAUCAUUCUGUGAUGACGUCCAUCAUCAUCACGACACAAUCAUGACACCAAUCGAACAAGACGAAGAUGACAGCACAGAGGAAGAGGGUGAGAGCCCAUCCCAGCCACAAUCACAGCCAUUAUCAAACAUGUCCAGCCCUAGUCAAUCAGUGUCAUCUACGCCAUCAAUCAUGUCGUUCACAUACUCGCCAAACUCUGGCAUCAACAACAGCAAUGACGGUGGUAUGCCCGCCCUACCAACUACACCUCAAAUCAUGAUGUCUGCGCCACUAUUUGAACUGCGCCCAGUUGUGCAGCUGGAGGAUGGAACACGACUCAGCCCAUACUUUGAUCGAUCACCCGAGGGCCACGACCAGGAGGCCAAGGAGAGGAUUGCCAGGGAGUACCAAGAGAAGGCCAGACGAAUGAAAGAACGCAGUGAAGCGGUGCGCAAGAUAAUGGAGCGGCUGCGAAAGGAUGGCGACAGGGUGGCCCGCUCACACUUGGACGACGUCCGAUUCAUCGCACAGGUGGACAAGAAGUUCUUGUUGUGUGCCUCAAAGGGCCUUCUAUUUGUACUAGAUCAGCACGCAGUGUCUGAGCGCAUCAAGCUGGAAUACUACACAAAGCUCGAUCCAGAGUUUGACACGCAGACCAUGCCGCAUGGCACACGCUGGUCGCUGACGCCCGACGAGAUGCACACGCUGGCAUCGCAUAAGUCGGCCAUUGAGAAGUAUGGCUUCCGUUGGCAAUCACACAAGUCCACGAUCACUGUGGAGACUGUGCCCAAAGUAUGCUCGCAGUCACUCAACGUCGACCAUCUACACGAGUUCUUGUCUGCGCUGAGUGAUCGCGUUGUCAACGCUCCACCAGCAUUCCAUCGCAUUCGCCAAACCCAUGCCUGUACCCGAGCCAUCAAAUUCGGUCACAAGGUCACCAAUGAGCGAGCGGUCACCUUGCUCAAAGAGCUUUCCAAAUGUGGCGAUCCAUUCCACUGUGCUCAUGGUCGACCAAGUUCAGUGUCACUCGUUGACUUUGGUAAACUAUCACAGAGUAUCAAAGAUAUUGAACAACUUGUCGGAUGA
Acytostelium subglobosum LB1 is the source of this 3822-nucleotide messenger RNA. RefSeq lists its product as hypothetical. The transcript has 3 exons. Gene Ontology annotation, molecular function: ATP hydrolysis activity; ATP binding; ATP-dependent DNA damage sensor activity. The record is from RefSeq and is a predicted model, not a curated record. Lineage: Eukaryota; Evosea; Eumycetozoa; Acytosteliales; Acytosteliaceae. Gene Ontology annotation, cellular component: mismatch repair complex. Gene Ontology annotation, biological process: mismatch repair. Bases 1 to 3822 code for a protein of 1273 amino acids.